Petromyzon marinus (sea lamprey) is the source of this 3717-nucleotide messenger RNA. RefSeq names its product glucocorticoid-induced transcript 1 protein-like. NCBI's taxonomy places the organism in Eukaryota, Metazoa, Chordata, Hyperoartia, Petromyzontiformes, Petromyzontidae. The record is from RefSeq and is a predicted model, not a curated record.
CGGCCCCCGUGGUCGUCAGUCGCGAGCGGCGUGCGCGCGCGCCUGGCCGUCCUUGGUCCCACCGGGGCGCGUGCGGCAGAUUUUUUUGUUUGUUUCAAAACGAAGCGCCCCCCCCCCCCUCGCUUACACCCACCACCAGACAAACAAACAAUAAACAACAAUUACGACCGAUUUUUGCACGGAAGGGACCGAGGCGAGAGAACGUUGCAAAAAACAAUUGCCGCUGCUGAAAAGAUAAAUAGGAAUUUGAAACGGCGUUUACCAAAAUCGCGAGGAGAACAAUUGCAGCGGCGACGCCGCGAGUGAAGAAGGCGCUUUGUGUUGAAAUCUGCACGCGGUUGCGGGAAGGGGGGGGGGCAGACGACGACUCCGUUAAGCCACAAAGCUGCCGUCGCUACUACUACUGCUACUGCCGUUCGAGGGUGGUCCCUGGUGCCGCUGUUGCUCCUUGCUGCUGGUUCCUCCGCGGACCAUGAUGUCGCAGGGCCCCCAGAGGACACGCCGAGGCGGCGUGGUGGCCCCAGCCGGUGGCUCCUGCUCGCCCACCCCGCCAGGCGCGGGAGGCCCGAGCCGGCCGCAGCCGCUGCGAGCCACGGUGCCCUUCCAGCUGAAGCACGGCUCGCCGACCCGCGGCACCGCGCACCCCUCCUCGACGGCGCCCGCUGCGUCGUCGUCGUCGUCCUCCGCCUCCUCGCCCGCAGCUUCGGCUCCGUCCCCGGCUCAGCCCCAGCCUCCUCCGUCCCCCGCACUGUCUCCGGCUGCCUCCGUGGCGGCGGCGGCGUCGCCGACCCCCCCCUCAGGGUCGGCUUCCUUGGCGUGGGGGGCCGCCGAGCAUGGGCGGCUGAGGCCCCGGCGUUCGCCAGAGCACAGGGACUCCCCCGAGAGGCGCAGUCCCAGCUCUCCCGUGUGUAAAGUUGAAAAAAACAAGUUUCAGCACACGCCUUCGCACAUUCGACGUACAUCCUCACUGGACACCAUCACAGGUCCCUACCUCACAGGACAGUGGCCACGUGAGCUGCCUGGAAGGGGGUCCCCUUGCAUGCGCGACAAGUCCACACAGACUCCAAGUUCUUGGACGAAAGAUUCUUCUGAGAAGAAAAAAGGCUCGCACAAACGUUCUGCAUCUUGGGGAACCUCAGACCAAUUAAAAGAGAUUGCUAAGCUCCGACAGCAUCUCCAAAGAAGCAAAAAGAGCAGCAAGCACCAGCGAGACAAGGAGAGGCAUUCACCCCUGCAUGGAAAUCAUGCAGCCAUCCACCCAGCACAGGUAUCUAUUUCAAGGGCCAUUCCAAUCCCAGUGACGAGCAUUGCCUACGCCCGCACUUCUCUGCCACGGAUGAAGAACAGUGUAGAAGGAGUCAACCAGGAGAUCGAGCGCAUGUUCAUCAGUGAAGACAGAGAUAAAGAUGACGUUCUCAGGCCGUGCGAAAGCGAAGAUGGGCGCCGCGCCCCCGUGCCGAGCCAGCAGCGCAGCGUGGACACGCAGACGCCCUCAGGGCCGCAGUGCAGCCGCGAGAGCAGCAGCAGCAGUAGCACGAGCAGCACGAGCAGCAGCAGCAGCAGCAGCAGCGAGAGCCGCUCACACUCCGUGUCUCCAAAUGUUUCCGUGGCCACCGCCGCCGCUGCCGCCGAUAACAAUAACUACAGCCCCUGCUGCACCGACGAGCUGCUGGCACAGUGCAAAGAAAAAGAAAAUGGUGACAGCUCUCCACUCCCUAAGUACGCCACAUCGCCCAAACCCAACAACAGCUACAUGUUUAAACGGGAGCCACCCGAGGGCUGCGAGAAAGUCAAAGUCUUUGAAGAAACUUUACCCAAACAACUUGGUGAGAUUCCAACGUUUUACGGCCCAGAUAAAAACAAGGUGAACUUCAUACCGAAGAGGAGCUCUGCAUUUUGCCCCGUCAGCAUUAUGAAACCACUACUCUUCACCCCAGAACUGGCCAUAAAAGGUUUCCCUGGUUUAGGACCCAUGCCUAUCACAGGGGGUUCAGCCACAAUGGUGGUGGUGGCCCAUGCCGCGUCCCAGGCCAUGCUGACGACGGCACAGCUCCUGGAGGAGGGCAGCUUCAGCAGCACCAACAGCAACCUCAAUGCAAAUGGGCUAAACAGCAGGGUGGUAAGCCCUGCCAGCCAAACGACGACGAUGCCGCAGCAGCAACAGCAGUGUGGCUCCUCACUCGCCGUCCCAGGAACCACGCUUGUCUGACUGCGGAGCUGGUCUCCGCACAAGCACCUUAGCAGCCGUGCUGGCGCACACACACACACACACACCCACACACACACACCCACACACACACACACCCACACACACACACCCACACACACACACUCCCCUUAUAGGCAUUACUUGUAACUUGUCUCAGAGCUCUCGGCCACUGCAAACAUGCACAAUAUAAUGAACUUUCUUAACUGGAAAAUUUAUAACAUAGGCUGCCGCGCAGUAUGGUAAAUGCCGUGUAAUUUCUUUUUUUGCUAAGCAAUUGCACAAUAUGUGUGCUUCAGUUCCAUUGUAAACCAAUAUACUGGUUUUUAUUUGUGUCUCAUUGCGUUUUGGGUUAAAAGGUUGAGAUUAACUUUUCACAGUUGGUAUGGUUUUCCAAGAAAGAACUACCCAAAGUUACAUGUGAAUAGGUCAAACAAUGUAAUGUUGUGAAAGUACAGUGUGUUUUACCUAACGUAAUGCAGUCUCAGUAGUUUCUUCAGACCCUUGGCUGAGCCCAACUGGCGAUAUACUAAUUGUUGUAACUCAGGUAACUUUCACUGAAAGCGUGUUUGCAGUGGGUAUUAAGGACAGAGCAAUAAAGCAAGCUAAACAAAAAUGUUAAGAAAAGAGUAGUUAAAGUUGAAUUAGCAAAUGGUGAUGAGGAAGUGCUGCAGGAUGAACAGUCAGGUGUUCCCACGUUGCCUUUCAUUAAUACAUUUGUUUUAUAAGAUGCUCCCAGUGAGGACUCCAAUGGAAUUGAUCUACAGUGGCUAAAAAGACUUGGAGGAAGAGAAAUCUACUGUGUGAUGUAUAACAUCAGUCUAGUGAUUCAUGCUUAGACACUGGUAUUAUAAUGCUAUUUCCUGCCAUUGUGUUAUUGCGUGUUAAAAAAUGUGUGUUUUAGUAUUAAACUGUUUAGUGGUUUCCAAAUGUACAACAUUCCAUGUUAAAGGAUAAAAAACAUUCCUUGUUGGUUGUUUGCAAAAAAAGAAAGAAAAAUACAAAAAAUAAAAAUUCACAAAACACCAGUUUUUAAAGACCUUUACUCUACAAAACUUUCCUUGUAUAAUCAUCCAGAUCUUUACAAAAUGCUCUUUCUAUAUGCGUUUGAAUGCUGUUUGUUGUAUUUUUCUGAAAUGAAAUAUCUAUUUUAUAACGUUAUGAAAUCAUUCCUUGCUUCAUACACACGUAUUGCAGGCCACAGCUUUAGUAUUUGCUCUGUUUCCGUCAUGGUUAUGUGCCUGUUAAAUGUGUUAGGUUUUGUUUCUCUUUCCCUGUUCCAUUUUUUUCAUUUAUCAGUUUACUUUAUCAGAGCAUGCUCUUUCCGAUUGCUUAGGGCUGUAUUUAUGGAUUUUAUUUAUGGCAGGUAGUUCAAGUAAAACCAACUUGAUGUAUCCUGAAAAGGCAUUUCAUGACUUGUGGGUGAUGAUUAGAUGGAACCCUUUGAACGUUGCAAACUGGUUAUGGAUUUGAAAGUAAACAAUAAAAGUGUUAUGAAAUGUUUUGACAAA